AUGGGUCUAGCGGCAACAAAGAAUAAACAAAAGCUGGGGCUCGACCCUAGAAACACAGCGUGGAGUAACGAUACUUCACGCUUCGGUCACAAGCAUCUCGAAAAGAUGGGCUGGAGGCCCGGUUCCGGUUUAGGAAUGAUGCCAAAUGCAACCACAACACACGUCAAAGUGUCUAUCAAAGACGACAACCUCGGGCUUGGAGCGAAAUUACGCAAGAAAGAUAAAGCUGAUGAAUUCGAUAGCGGUGAAUGCGCAGGUUUGGAUGCCUUCCAGCGCCUUUUGGGGAGACUCAAUGGGAAGGAAGAUUCUGUGUCAAACGAGCUAGAUAUCCAAAAGAAGCAAAACAUAAUCAACGGAAAGUGGGGGAUUCAUUUUGUCAAGGGUGACGUCUUAGCAAGUACAUGGGACGCCAAAACUAAGACGUUAAAAUUAUACAGUAACGAAAGCACCAAGAGAAAGCUUGAUAGCGAAGAUGAAGAAUAUCCGAGUUCUAGAGAGAGCAAAAGGAGCAAAAAGAGUAAAGAGAGUCGAAAAAGCGACAAAAAGAAGGACGUGAGCGAAGAGGACAAGGAAACUGUCAAAAAAGGCGAUAAGAGCAGGAAGGACAAAGACAAGAAACUUAAGAAGGACGGGGAUACUAAAGACAAGAAAGAGAAGAGAGUCAAGAAGGAGAAGAAAGAUAAGAAGGACAAGAAGGACAAGCAUAAGAUGAAAAAAACCGAAGACAAAAAACAGAAGCACAAGAAGAGCGAGAAGGACCGCGACGAGAAACACAAAAAUAAAAAAGACAAAAAGCGAGAGUACAAGAGCAGCAAAUCGAACAAGGUUAGUCGUGAGUCCAUGUUGAAGCCAAGAGAUCCUCAAGAAAAUGCUAUCGCGUCAAGGCUCUCAGUUCGUUCAAAAUGGAUCAAGCAAAAACGUGCAGCAGUUAUGGAUGCUCAGGCUUUAAACGAAAUUUUUAUGGUGACCACCCAAUAA
This is a messenger RNA of Lachancea thermotolerans CBS 6340, 978 nucleotides long. It is a transcript of the gene PXR1, whose product is annotated as telomerase inhibitor. Gene Ontology annotation, molecular function: nucleic acid binding. The record is from RefSeq and is a predicted model, not a curated record. Bases 1 to 978 code for a protein of 325 amino acids. The transcript has a single exon. Lineage: Eukaryota; Fungi; Ascomycota; Saccharomycetes; Saccharomycetales; Saccharomycetaceae.